UCACUCGAGAUAAUAAUUUCAUGAAAUGAAUUCAAUUUUCAAUUAGUUGUGUAAUCAGUCCCCAUAAGUGAUGCGCCCUGACUAAAUAUGAUUAUUGUCUUAAAUAAGUGUUGCUAAUUGCUAGGAGUCAUUGGUAAUGGUUUCCCCAUCCAUGACCUAACCUUAUUAUUGUGAGAAGUAAGAAUUGUUUUUUUUUUCUAGAGGUUCGCCUGUACACUUGGUACUGGCAUGGGACAUCACCACCUUGGCCACUGAUGGCAUACCUUGCCCUCUUGAUUCAGGAACUUUAAAUACCUCCAACCUCAUUUUCACCUAAUGUUGUGGCUGUUUGACCUUUGCUUCUUUCUACCUUAUUUCUUCCUAUUUACCAUCUUAUGUAAGAAUAUAAACCCAAUGUUUGUCUUCAUUGAAAGGAGUAUAUAGCUUUUCGCUGCUGUUCAUCUGAUUGUAGGGUGAAGAUAGCCUCUUCAUGUGAUAUCCUAAACUUCACCUACCUUGAAUGCCUCCUCCAUUGCGAGGAUAAUGUAUAUAGAGCUCCUGGCGGUGAUUUGGUCGACGAUGGCGUUGUCAUCGUCCGGAAGGAGGUUCGCUUGAAGUCAUUUGCCUUUAAUCUUAUUAGGGCCAUUGUUUAAAAUUUCACAAAAGGAGGCUUGCCUCAAGACCCACCUUAGCUCAAUUAAAAAGAAAAUGUCAUGAGGUGAGUGCCUCAGCUUGGCCUGAUGAGGUGCAUCUCAGUGGGUUUGAGGUGUUCCUUUGUGUAAUUUCUAAGCACAAGCCUAAAAAAUGAGGGUUUUUGUGAUUUAAAAAUUUUGACUUAUAAAUUUAAUUUAUAAAAGAAUUUCAUUUUGUUAUUUCUCUUCACCUAUACUAAAAAUAAAUAUAAUCGAGAAUCAAAAUUGCACUCACCUUCUCAACUCCCAAUCAUAUGUUGCACUUGCACAAUGGUACUUGCACUCAAUUUCACAACUGCAAUUGAUGAUGAGGGAGAAGAGAAAGCGACUCACUAUAAUGAUGAUUCUUAUGAUGAUCCACUAAGUGAUGAGAGUAGGGAUGAUUUUUGAAUUCAUAAAUUAUAAUCUUAUUGACUUAGAAAACUUGUUUAUGUUGAAUUAAAAGAGGGAGAAACUUAUUUCUAUGAUCUUAUUUGAUAUUUUAAUUUGAUGUUAAUAUGUUAUGUAAUAUUUCAUAUUUUAUUAAUUUAAUGAUUUAAUGUUGAGGUUUAUGUCUUAAAACUCUUGAGGCUUACUUUUCGCCAAAAAAACAAAGAACGCCUUUAAACUUGAUUGCACAAUUCCAAACCUUGAUUAGUGCUUCAAAUUUGGCUCUUACUAGAGCUCAUUGUCAAACAAAAACCCCGAUUUGUUUUGUAUUUUUAUUGUUAAGCUAAGUUUGGCAUACCCACAAAAGAGUAAUGCUUAUUUGGAUUGCCAAAGUUUAAACUUUACAUCCAAUCCAAUAUGAAAAAUAUUUUUCCUGUAUUUAGUUUAUGGUAAUCAAACAACUUACAACUCUGACUAAUUAGAGUACAAUACAUUUAUUUUACAUCUUGAAUGCAUGACAAUCCCCAAGGUUUUUAGAUUGCUUUAAUAUGUUUGUAACUUCUUUUCAUGUUUUCCUCAUUUUAUUUUUUCCUUUUUUGUUCUUUUGUAGAGUUAUUGGUUUUCAAUAUGAUGCUCUUAUGAAAUUAAUUAGAUUUAAUUGAGUGGAUAAUAGGUUACUACAUCUUCAAUCAUCGAGUAGCUUCUUUAACUUUGGUUCUGUCAUGGUUCAGAAGGGAGUCGGCUAGGAAUUCUUUUCCUGCUAGCUGUAUGCAUAUUAGCUUUGAUUAUAGCUAUUAAUUUCUGAGGUUACGAUGCCAAAGAUCAGCAAAGAACUUUUGGAUCAUGUUGAGAGGCCUUCUCUACUAGAUGGCCUUCUUCUUAGCCGCAAGAAUCUCACACCUCAAACCUUAGAAAGUAAGCACCAGACCUAUGUGAACUUAAAAGAAAGGCCAUCAUUUACUCCGCUUCCUAAGAGCCAAGCUCUUGGAAAAGUGAAGGAAUUUCUUAAAGUCAUGGCUAAAGCUAAUCGAGACCUGGAGCUCAGGGCACAGGUGAACCCUUCUUCAAACUAUGAUGUUGAGGUGCUUAAUGAUGAUGAAAAGGAGUAUAUUGAAAUGGAUUUGCUUUUGGGUGUUGCUGAUCUUCAUAGUGAUGAAGCGGUCACUGCAGCAGAAGCAUCAAUGUCUGGCUUUCAGCCAGCAAUUGCAUCAGCUAGCAGCUAUUCUUCUGACAGCGAAGAUUCUUAUCUUGACAGUGAUGAUAAUGGCGGGGAAAACUAUAAUAGUAGCAAUACAACAUUCAAAUAUAACAGUAAGUCUACAAGACACCAUACAGAUAUUAAUGAAUUAUCAUCGGAGGCUAAGCGAAACAAAAGACCUAAGGUUGUCAUGCUCGACUAAAAGUGAGUUAUUUUUACUUCAUGGGAUGUUAUCUAAAGUCAUGAAGUGUUGGUAGACUUUAUCAAUAAUCUCAUUUGUUUAGAAGCAGGAUGGAGUUUGCUUUAUUGAAGCUGCUUCUCUUGGUCGAGCGACAACCUUAUGUUUUGCCAUUGAAUUAUAUGAGAGGGCUUUAGAUCCCAUAAAAUUGGUUUAGGAUUGCCAUUGAAGGUGUACUAUUUAAAUCUUGCUAUUUUUUUCCCUUAGAAGUAGUAUUUUGUAGCUAAAUUAAAAAAUUAUCCAUAAUGUUUUUUGGCUUUUAAAUUCAGCUUUUGUGAGCUUUU
This is a messenger RNA of Dendrobium catenatum, 2760 nucleotides long. RefSeq lists its product as uncharacterized. The record is from RefSeq and is a predicted model, not a curated record. NCBI's taxonomy places the organism in Eukaryota, Viridiplantae, Streptophyta, Magnoliopsida, Asparagales, Orchidaceae. The transcript has 5 exons. Gene Ontology annotation, molecular function: box C/D methylation guide snoRNP complex binding. Bases 1853 to 2440 code for a protein of 195 amino acids. Gene Ontology annotation, biological process: box C/D snoRNP assembly.